CACUGGGCUCUGGCUUCCCCCUGGCCAGGAGACCCGUGGGAUGCUGGGCUGGUUGGAGAUGUCUCCCCUCUGUACAUAGUCUGUAUUUAUCAAUAAAGCCUUUUCAUCCUUCCUCUGUCCUUGGGGACAGGCUGGAGGGGGCUGUAACCCAUAGCCAUGGGUGGUCCCUGUGCCUGUCCUCUAUCUGCUCCCAUGUCAGAAUGGGCACAGGGUGGUCAAGGGUAGCCUGGACACCCCAGCUCUGCUCCCUAGUGCCACCCUGACCCUGUCCUGCCAGCCCUGGCUGUUUGCUUGCUAGGACCCUUCCCCUGCGUUGUCCCAUUGUCAUCCCAGCUGCUUCUUAGUGUUGGGUCACCACCUCCCUUUCCUGGUGCUUCCCCUCUGGAGGUUUAAGCUGGUGUCUACCCUUGAGCUAGGUGGGACAGUCCAUGGAGGGGUACAGUCCCAAGACUACCUUCAUGGCCACCAUGGCCUGCCCUGGUGAAAAUAGUGUCCUUCUGCUGUGGGAGGCUGUCACACCCAUGGGACAGGGCACCCCAGGAUGGCCCUGGGAACUGCCCCGGAGGGUAACAGUGACGUGUAGCUCUCCGUCCCUCCCCCAGGUCCUGUGCUGGUGGACAGUGCCCAGUGCAUUAACUGUUCCGGCACAAGGCAGUGUUGGCCUCAUCUUACAAGGCGGGAGUUCUCAGGAGGGUUGAACAAUGUUCCUGCUGCCGGGAAUAGCUGCCAGCUCUGCCUGUUGGCCCCACGUGAGGCCACUCUCCUGCUGCCAGGCUGCCACAUGCUGUGGGGGAGGCCAGGCAGCCUUGGGUACCCUGGCAGAGCUGCUCAGAAUGUUCCACACCUGAGGUCAUCCUCUAAAGCAGCACAGAGGGGCCAUGACUCCUGGCAUCCCAUGCUGCCUGCUGCUGGCUGAGAGACUUGAGAGGACCCAUUGCCUCCCUUUGGGGUGGGCAGGCCCCCCCACCCCAGGCCCCCACCCUACCUAAGGUGCCACAGAACCUCAGGCAACGUUGGUGGCUGCUGCAGCAUCUGAUUGGACAGAGAUGGGAGCCAUAGGACCAUCUUGCUUGCCCAGGGUGGGUGGCACAGGCAUCGGUGCCAUGCCUAUGGCAUGACCCUGGAUCAUGUCCCUGUUCUGCUGAGCCUCUCUUGACUGGCUGUCACAGGUUCUGCACACCGCAGCUCCCCAUAACAAGCACAGAUGUCCUGGUCAGCCCAGGGUUGGGGGGGGGGGGCUCUUUAAGAGGGUGUGGGGCUGGAGAGGUGAGUCAGGGCCAGAUAGCAGGAGCGUGAGCUCAUGGCAAAGCUGCCCCAGUCAUGUGGAGCAGCCACAGCUGUUGGUGCCCUUGGGCUGUGGGACAUAGGGGCCAGCAGCAUAAAGCCCCACGGCCGGCAAAGCCACCGGCAGCACCAGGAGCCAGGACUGGGAACUCCCUGCUCGUGGUAGCAAGAAGAAGAGGACACAUCCUGCACAGGACUGUGCACUGCAGGCAGACAUGGAGCUGGAUGUGGAACGGGCCAAGGAGCUCAUCGAGCAGAAGCUGGCAGAGGAGGAGAAGGAGGAGCAGGCUGAGGAUGGAAGCAGUGGGGCUGCUCUGUGCCCAGACAAGACCGUGCAGCACCUGCUGUGCCUCUGCAGAAACUCAAAGGGGAUGGAGUACGAGAGCCACCAGCCGUGGAGCGGAUGAACACACCUGAGCUGGAGGAGGAGAAACGCCGUGGGCCCAGGAACUGGGGCCUUGAGGCCAUCAAGGGCCAGGAGAAGGUGCGGAGGAGUUCAGUGGAUCUGAGGCGGGAGAUCAUUGACGUGGGGAGCAUCCAACGACUCAUCGAGCUCCGCAAGCAGCGCCGGCAGCGCCAGGCAGAGCGGGCAGCCACCCCCGAGCCCACUCCACCACCUGAACCCCUGGAGAUUGAGGGUCCUGUGGAGCCAGAGACCUUCCUGCGAGCCGCUGUCCAGGGCAAGAUGCACGUCAUCGAGAAGUUUCUGGCAGACGGUGGCUCCCCUGACACAUGUGAUGAGUUCCACCGUACAGCCCUGCACCGCUCCUCACUGGAGGGACACAUGGAAAUCCUGCAGAAGCUGCUGGACAGUGGGGCCACUGUUGACUUCAGGGACCGGCUGGACUGCACUGCCAUACACUGGGCCUGCCGGGGUGGGCACCUGGAUGCUGUCAAACUGCUGCAGGACCGUGGGGCAGACCUCAAUGUGAAGGACAAGCUGCUCAGCACACCCCUUCACGUGGCCACCCGAACCGGACACCUUGACAUCGUGGAGCAUCUCAUCCACUGCGGGGUGGAUGUCAAUGCCCCAGACAGGGAGGGUGACACAGCGCUGCAUGAUGCCACACGGCUCAGUCGCUACAAGAUCAUCAAAACACUUAUCCUGCACGGGGCUGACAUGAUGGCCAAGAAUGAGGCUGGCAAGACCCCGACAGACCUGGUGCAGCAGUGGCAGGUGGACACACGCCAGGCGCUGGAGACCAAGGAGCAGCCACAGGGGGAGAUGGAGGUCCCUGCAUGAUGGCACCAGGCAGGGACCAAGGGCUGGGCCCAGCUCCAAGGAGCAGGAUCCAGACAAUCUUGUCUGUGUCAAUAAAAGUCAGCAAAGAGCA
Messenger RNA from Haemorhous mexicanus (house finch), 2618 nucleotides. It is a transcript of the gene ANKRD2, whose product is annotated as ankyrin repeat domain 2. Gene Ontology annotation, biological process: regulation of transcription by RNA polymerase II. The record is from RefSeq and is a predicted model, not a curated record. The transcript is spliced from 9 exons. Gene Ontology annotation, molecular function: RNA polymerase II-specific DNA-binding transcription factor binding. Gene Ontology annotation, cellular component: nucleus. NCBI's taxonomy places the organism in Eukaryota, Metazoa, Chordata, Aves, Passeriformes, Fringillidae. The coding region runs from base 1688 to 2527 and encodes 279 amino acids.